AAUAUUUUGACAGCUGAUGUUGACAUAUUUGGUCGUUAUAUCCAUUUUGAAUUGAAACCAAAAUAAUUUUGCGUCCAUUGUGAAUUGUAGUUGGUUGCAUUUUUUAGUUUUACUUAUAUUUUAUUGUAUUUUUAAACAUGUCGAACCAGUCCAAUAACUCGAAAAAGAAAAUUCAUCCCCAACCAUUGCAGAAUGUAAAAGUUGUAGUUCGCAUUAGACCUAUAAGCAGACAAGAAGAAGAUCAAAAUGUUAAGAAUAUAGUAAAGUGCCAUACCCACAGAGAAAUGUUUUUAAAAGAGAAAAAGUAUACAUUUGACAGAGUUUUUAAGCCAACUGCAAGUCAAAUUGAGCUGUACAUGAAUGUGGUAGCUCCUCUAAUUCAAGAUGUCGUGGAGGGCUAUAAUUGCACAGCAUUCGCCUAUGGCCAAACUGGUACUGGCAAAACUUACACCAUGACUGGUGAAACGUGCAGGGUGGUAGGAAAUUGGAAAGAAGAUGAAUAUGCUGGAAUUAUUCCAAGAGCAGCAUUUCAUAUUUUCGAUGAACUCAACAAGAUGUCAAAUGUUGAUAUGAGUGUAAAAGUUUCUUACAUUGAAUUGUACAAUGAAGAAAUUAGAGAUCUUUUAAGUGACGAUGAAAAUACUUUACAAAUAUACACUGACAACAAAGGUUCUGUUUCAAUUCAGGGUGUUAAUGAAAUAUCAACCCACGAUGGUGAAGGUAUCUGCAAACUUUUUCAGAGAGGAAUUGUAAAACGUCAAAUAGCACCAACUCUCAUGAACCAUCAAAGUUCAAGAUCUCACACGGUUUUUACCAUCACUGUUGUUACAAGAGAAAGUACUCCUUCUGGUGAUGAUAUUCUAAAGGCUGGAAAAAUUAAUUUAGUUGAUUUAGCUGGUAAUGAAAAUAUUGCCAGGUCAGGUUGUAAAGAUUUGAGAGCUACAGAACUGGCUAAUAUUAACAGAUCAUUAUUGACUUUAGGAAGAGUUAUCCAUGCUUUAGUUGACAAGUCUCAGAAACAUGUUCCAUAUCGAGAUUCCAAAUUGACUCGAAUACUUCAAGAUUCAUUGGGAGGUCACACGAAAACAGUCAUAAUAGCGACGGUAUCACCAGCACAUAAUUCGUAUGAAGAAACAACAAGUACGUUGGACUAUGCCACUAGAGCCAGAGACAUAAAGAACACUCCUACUAUUAAUGAAAAAAUGACAAAACAUCAGAUAAUUGAUGGUUUGGUCAAAGAGAUUGAUAGGUUACAAAAGGAUUUGGAUGCUGCAAGAUCAGGGACAGGUUUUUAUGUAGACAAGGAAAACUACCAAAAAAUGUUGGACGCCAUAUCUGCUGUAACAGGUGAAACUAUUAGCGCUGAUGAAUUAACAGCACGAAAAGCAGAACGAAUCAAAAAUUUAGAGGACCUAAUGUAUGCUAAAUUACGACAAUUCGAAGAAACGGUUGAACAGUGCAAAAAACACGAGCAAGAAUUAGAAACGGCAAGGGCCACAAUGAAAGAACAAGAUGAAAACUUAGAACAAGAAAAGUUUCUUUCGAAAUGGUAUGAAAAUCAAACAUCGGAAAAGUUAGCUGAAGCGCAGAGAUUUUUGAACGUAACAAAAACGCUGCACAGUGAAAAACAAAUUUUAUUGGCUAAAUUGGAGCAUCAAUUCAGUAUUAACGUUUCGAAUGAAAUGGUGACGCACAAAGCGGUUACAGAAGUGACAAAUAUGAUAGAUAAAUUUGGAUGUGAAGAAACCAGAAAAAUAAAAGUUUCUGAAGAAAAAGUUAGGGACGAAUUUAAAAAAAGUGUUUUAGAUCUUCAUAAAGAUUUAUCGAAUUCCUCUAGUACGAUAAAGGAAUUGUCGGAGCAGUGCGAAUCUAGAGCUAGGAAAGAAAAAAACGGAUUUUCAGUAAAAAAUUGCAUUUUGACGAAAACGAAUGACUAUCUUGACGCCAUUAGAAAAAAAACUCUCGUGUUUGAAGGGGUAUUAGGUGAAUACGAAAAGCAGCUAAAUUUUCUAAAAUUGGAAGUUCCUAAAAUGGCAAAAAUUUAUAGAAAAAAUACGGAAAUGUUUUUCGAUAAAACAAUGACAUUAGUAAAGACCUAUGAUGACGAAAUUAAAAAUGACAUUAUAGAAGCAGGAAACUUAAAAACAUUGGAGUGUUUGAACGAUUCCGAGAAACAACUAAAGACCAGCAUAGAAGGGAAAGAAAAUAUAAUAGCAAUGUUACGCCAACAAAUAGAAGAUGAAAAUGCAACUUUAUACAGGAUACAAAAAGAAAAAGAGGACCUUAUGAAUACAGACAAACGAGUAAAAGAUUGUAUAUCAGAAAGAAUGACACAUUUAAAAAGCUUAGUAUUGGAAUCGUCUAAGGAUUUGAACAGUUCUUUGCAACUUCCUGCUUUAAUAGACAUACAAGGAGCAGAAGUACAAGACCUAUUUGUCGUGGUUAAAGAAUUUGAAGACAAAUUAAAUGAAAUUGCUUCGUUCCUCGAUGAAAAACAUGAAAAAAUAACGCAAUGCACGAUAGAAGAAUUUAGUAGAUCUGUAUCUAAUACGUGCAAAGUUAUAGAGAAAAGUUUGGAUGAAAAGGUGAAUGGUUUGAUAAAAAAUAUAGAUGUUAUGAUGGGAAGGAGUGAAGUGGUGGAAUCAUUUACACUUUUUAGUAAUAACAUUAAACAGAUUUUAUAUGAACAAAUCUUGGAUAAAAAUGUGAAAGCUAGUCAUGUAGGAGAUACACCUGUCCGGCAAUCAACUUCAUAUCCAUCGAGGAUACAAGACAUCACCCCUAGAGAAGCUCUUAUUGAAAAAUUUAAAAAGACUAUGAUGCAAAAAUUGGAAGAACAUACUGAAGAUGGUUGCAUGGAAAAUGAUCUAUUACUACCUUAAGAUUUGAGUAGACAUGUUUUUAUUUAUUUUACUUUAAGUUCUGCAGGUGAUACUUUAAAUUUUAAACGUUUUUGUUUUUUUUUUAUUUUUUUUUUUUAAAUAGCUUGUAACAUGUCGGAUUGCAAUAUUUUAAGAUAAUGUAAAUAGAAAAAGUAUCGGCUAAGUGCUCUUUUUGGGUUUAAAAAAUGAAUCACUCACUUUAAACCUAAAUAUAUUCUAAAACUGCAGUUAACGUUUUCAUGAUUAUUACUAUGAGAAAUAAAGUAGAACUCAAAAAUCUAAUUGGGAAUUUCACAAUUUCGCUAUCUUGUACUGAAAUCUUGAGACUAGGAAUAUUACCUUUGAUUAGAUGUAUACAAUAAAGUUUUUCAACAAUUUAAAAAAAUAUAUUUGAUUCAUAAAAAAAUAUGAAUGAUCGGAAUAUUCAUUUUAAUUAGAACAGUCUCAAAGAUUUUGACUGCAACAAGUGAUAUAUAUUUUUUGAUCUUAAAUAGAGUAAUGGCAAAUAAAAAUAUAUAAUUUGUCUUGUUUAUUUUAUGUAUUAUACUAUAAGACUUUUGUAUAAAAAAAUUACCACAUUUAUUUUAUAAAAAAAAAAACUGCCUUAUGUGUUAGACAGAUAAGCGAAAUAUAAGUAUUUUCAAGAGUUUUAUUAUAUAUUAUCUAUAUAGGUUCGGUAUAGUUAUUUUCCCAAUGAGAGUGAAAAGCAGUUAAGUAGUGAUAGGAAUAUUUAAUAAAAUAAAUUAGAACGAAG
This is a messenger RNA of Psylliodes chrysocephalus, 3636 nucleotides long. Lineage: Eukaryota; Metazoa; Arthropoda; Insecta; Coleoptera; Chrysomelidae. The record is from the annotation of a GenBank genome assembly.